Molecule: messenger RNA, 408 nt
Organism: Plodia interpunctella (Indianmeal moth)
Lineage: Eukaryota; Metazoa; Arthropoda; Insecta; Lepidoptera; Pyralidae
Exons: 1
Coding region: 1-408 (135 amino acids)
Source: RefSeq, a predicted model, not a curated record
AUGGCGAUACUCCACAGAGCUUUGUUUACCUGGUUUAUUUUUCUAGUUUUUCUUAUAUUGCUGUGUCUCCGUUUAGAGUCAAGAACUCAUUGGAACUGGUUUAUUGUGUUUAUCCCAAUGUGGGUUUACGACGGCAUAUUAUUGAUAUAUGUGCUUUUCCACAUGGUGUCCCAUUGCAGAAAUGGAAUCGAAAGAUUUAGGGGCACAAUCAAUAAAAACGUAUGGUACAUAGCUGCAAUUGGACUGAAAAUGGCUGCUCAAAUAAUCAUUUGCAUAAAGUUGGAGUACACUAAAGUAAAUCUACCCAUUUAUGUUGUAAUGACACCUGUUUGGAUGUUACUGCCUGUGCUCUCUGUUGAAGUUUUUAUGCAUCUUAUAAAACACUCCAGUGGAAGUAGCAGAUACUAG